UGUUUCCCCUGUCGUGUCUAACAGCCCCAAUCAGCUGUGCAAGCUUUUAUUUGUUUUGUUAAGAGCGACGUGACAGCCCGGCGCCUGUUUUUCCGGCAACCAUGGCCAAGAGCAAGAAGCAAGUGCGCGAUUUCCAAGCCGCCAAGGAGGCUGCCGAGGCCACAGUCGCCCGGCUGGACACCUGCAACGAUGCCUACACGAGCGGAGCCUUCAAAUACCUGCGCUUUCUGCUGCACCUGCUGGCCGCAGCUCAAUUCUCCUACGGCAUUUACUACCACUACUUCCGGGUGCACUGGCCCAAGGACUUGGUGGAGGAGGACGAGGUGGCCGAACUGAAGGCCCGAUGGGGUGGCAAAUUCAAAUACCUCACCUUCCUGGACGUCAUCCUGCAGGCCAUUUACCACACACUGGCCCUGCUCAACGAUCUCUUUGGCGACAACACAGUCACCGCCGAGCCAAAGUCCAAGCUGAGAUCUCUGCGGGAUUACAUCUUUGCGGCCUUUGCCUUUCCAGUGGCCCACAAUGUUUGCCUGUCGUUCUGGGUCGUCUACAUGUGGGACCGUGAGCUCAUCUUUCCCUCGGCCCUGGAUGCAAUUUUUCCCAGCUGGCUGAACCACGUGGUGCACACCAAUGUGGCCCUUAUGGCCAUUAUGGACUUGUUCACCUGCUUCCGUCGCUACCCCAGCCGCCUGGCCGGCCUCGCGGGCAACUUCUCCUUCAUCCUGCUCUACAUCAUCUGGCUGCACAUUGUGCGUUACUUCAGUGGCGAGUGGGUCUAUCCGAUUCUGGAGGUGUUGCCCCUGCCGCUGCGCUACCUAUUCCUGGCCCUGCUGGUGGGCUUCAACCUGGCGUGCUAUCUGCUCGGGGAGUAUGCCAACACGGUGAUCUGGGGCCCAGAGUUCAAGCUGCUCAAGGAGCAGAAAAGCAAACAGGGUUAGGAAGAGGAAAGAUGUAUUGAGAGCUACUUUGAUAUACCGAGAUUUUAAGUGUAGGAAAAUAUGGCAUUAAAAUAUCGAAAUAAUCGAUAAAUAACUGAAAUUGUGUAUCUGUCUUCUAUCCAUGAUUAAUAGCUUUUUGUAAGGAUUUAAAAUCAUUUUAUUCGUCACACAGACAACAUUUUAAGAAUAUUUUGUAAAUCUUAUAAAGGCACUUUGAGAGGUACGAUCCAUGCAUGUACUUUGUAUCGUACAUUAGGGUACUUAUACAUAUAAUCUAGAGUCUAGUUGUAAGUCCUUGCCAAGGAAAACGCUCUCUCUAUUACUCUAAGCAUUUUCCUUGGCUUAAAUCAGAGGAGCAGAGUUUUGGAAAAUAAUAUUCGUAGCUCUUACAAUGUAUGAGUAUUCGUAAUUCGUUGUAGUCACGCUUGAUCUGUUCAAUAAAACAAUUAAGGAGCAA
Messenger RNA from Drosophila kikkawai, 1395 nucleotides. Its product is annotated as androgen-induced gene 1 protein. Gene Ontology annotation, cellular component: endomembrane system; membrane. The record is from RefSeq and is a predicted model, not a curated record. NCBI's taxonomy places the organism in Eukaryota, Metazoa, Arthropoda, Insecta, Diptera, Drosophilidae.